AUCGGCCCCAUGGCGGCCGCGUGGCCGGCGGUGAUGGCGGCGCGGCGGCGGCACGAGGACGAGGAGACGACGCGCGACAGCGUCUUCACCUACACCAACAGCAACAACACCCGCGGCCCCUUCGACGGCCCCAACUACCACAUCGCGCCGCGGUGGGUGUACAACGUGACGUCGCUCUGGAUGAUCUUCGUGGUGCUGGCGUCGGUGUUCACCAACGGGCUGGUGCUGGCGGCCACGUGGCGCUUCAAGAAGCUGCGGCACCCCCUCAACUGGAUCCUGGUGAACCUGGCGCUGGCCGACCUGGGCGAGACGCUCAUCGCCAGCACCAUCAGCGUCGUCAACCAGAUCUUCGGCUACUUCGUGCUGGGGCACCCGCUCUGCGUCAUCGAGGGCUACACCGUCAGCGCCUGCGGCAUCACGGCGCUCUGGUCCUUGGCCAUCAUCUCCUGGGAGCGCUGGUUCGUGGUGUGCAAACCCUUCGGGAACAUCAAGUUCGACGGGAAGCUCGCCGUGGCCGGGAUCGUCUUCUCCUGGGUCUGGAGCUGCGCCUGGACCGCGCCGCCCAUCUUCGGCUGGAGCAGGUACUGGCCCCACGGGCUGAAGACCUCGUGCGGCCCCGACGUGUUCAGCGGCAGCUCGGACCCGGGGGUGCAGUCCUACAUGGUGGUGCUCAUGGUGACCUGCUGCUUCCUCCCGCUCUCCAUCAUCAUCCUCUGCUACCUGCAAGUGUGGCUGGCCAUCCGCGCCGUGGCGGCGCAGCAGAAGGAGUCGGAGUCGACGCAGAAGGCGGAGCGGGAGGUGUCGCGCAUGGUGGUGGUGAUGAUCCUGGCCUACUGCUUCUGCUGGGGGCCCUACAAUCUCGCCUGCUUCGCCGCCGCCAACCCCGGCUACGCCUUCCACCCGCUGGCCGCCGCGCUCCCCGCAUACUUCGCCAAGAGCGCCACCAUCUACAACCCCAUCAUCUACGUGUUCAUGAACAGACAGUUCCGGAACUGCAUCCUGCAGCUCUUCGGGAAGAAGGUCGACGACGGCUCCGAGGUCUCCACGUCCCGCACCGAGGUCUCCUCGGUCUCCAACUCCUCCGUGGCGCCCGCCUAGAGCGGCCAAUAAAGAGCUCCGAGUCCUCCAGCGUCCCAUGAGCGCCUAUGGGGGUCCUCCAGUGUCCC
This is a messenger RNA of Pezoporus flaviventris, 1166 nucleotides long. RefSeq names its product red-sensitive opsin-like. Gene Ontology annotation, cellular component: photoreceptor outer segment; membrane. The record is from RefSeq and is a predicted model, not a curated record. NCBI's taxonomy places the organism in Eukaryota, Metazoa, Chordata, Aves, Psittaciformes, Psittacidae. Gene Ontology annotation, biological process: phototransduction; G protein-coupled receptor signaling pathway; visual perception. Gene Ontology annotation, molecular function: G protein-coupled receptor activity.